UGGAUGUUUGUAGCCCACCACACGUGUAUUCACCAGCUCCGACUAGCUUCACCAGCCUGUGAUUGUGUGCGUUUGUUACACACAAUAUGGCAAAGACAGACGCUACAAAUAGUAGAAAAAGGCAAAGCAAGGUCAUCACCAAUGAAGUUGUAGAAGAAGAGCACAACGUUAACACUGAAGGACAGAUUGAGAGGACAGAGAUGAAACAGGAGGAGAAGGACCAAGAUGAACAAGAUUCUCAGAUGGACACUGUCAUUGAAGUAAAAGCAAACACACCUACUGUAACCGUAUCCUGGGAGAAGAAGAAUGAGGAAGGAGAGGGUGAGGAUUUGGAAAGGAGAACCAACUCAAGUAAUCAGAUGACUGCAAGAGAGAUGAUGCGUAGUGAAUCCCAAAUGGACACCGCCACUGGAGAAAGCGAAUGUACCCCCACAGUAACUGUGACUCUGGCAAAGAAGAAUGAAGGAGGACAGAGCGGUCGUGUUAAACAGGAAAGCAAAGGAAGUGAACAGAUGGUUGUUGAAGAGUUAGCAGUUAAUGGGAAACGGAAGACACACUCUAACAUUGACACUUCCCCGUCAAAGAAAACCAAGCUCAUAAAUGACGGUUUUUGUGUUUUUGUUGGCAACCUGAACACGUCCAAACCAUUUGAAGAGGUCAGAGAUUCGUUAGCAAAUUACUUCAUGACGCAAAGUCUCCUGGUUCAAGGCAUCCGAUUAGACCGGUCGAAGAAACAUGCACAUGUAGAUAUGGCCUCAGAGAUGGACGUGACUAAAGCCUUGACGUUAAAUGGAGAGAAGAUCCUUGAUAAGCCUUUGACGAUCGCUAAAGCAAAGGUCAAAAGUGAGGACGAGGUGAAGGUGAAAGCUCCACAGGUGGACAAAAAAGUAAAAGAUGCCAGAUGUUUGUUUCUGAAGAACAUCCCAUACACCGCAACAAAAAAAGACAUUCUCAAAGUCUUCCACAAGGCCGUCGCCAUCCGCUUUCCUGGUGGAACUAAAGGCCCAAGCAAAGGUAUUGCCUUUGUGGAGUUCAAAAAUAAAACCAUUGCUAAGAAAGUACAGCAGAAAAAACAGGGAGUAAAGAUCCAAGGCCGGGUUUUAAUUGUGGACUGUGUAGGAGAAACAACUGUACCUAAAGUCACCAACGCUACUGACGAAGACAGCAACACAAAAGCUGCAGCUCCUCCAAACAACAUCUUAUUUGUGAGCAAUUUGUUGUACAAAGCGAAAGAAAAAAGCCUCAACAAAAUCUUUCCGAAAGCUGUUAGCAUCAAAAUGCCUCAGAGCAAAGGCAAAUCAAAAGGAUAUGCGUUUGUCGAGUUUGCAACUGUGGCAGAUGCUGAAAAGGCUUUGCAGGAGUCCCAAAACAUGAAGAUGUCCAAAAGGCAGAUCAGAGUCCAAUUCUUUGAACUGAGAGAAAAGCCACAGAAGGCAAAAGUCAUAUCAAAAACACUGAUUGUAAGGGGCCUGGCUGAGAAGACGACUGCAGAGACUCUUAAAGGUGCCUUUGAAGGAGCCCUCAGUGCAAGAGUCACUGUAGAUAAAGAGACUGGAGUCUCCAAGAGCUUUGGUUUUGUGGAGUUUGCGAGCGAAGAAAAGUGCAAAGCUGUCAAAGAAGCCAUGGAGGACUGUGAGAUAGAUGGCAGCAAAGUGAAUGUGGCUUAUGCAAAACCCAAGAGUGAAAAGAGUCGCCAAGGAGCCAGAGGAGGCUUGGCGCAGCGUCCUGGUGGUCAGCCUGCAGGUCGGGGGGCUGUCAGAGGGGGGCGUGGAGGCAGAGCUGGGAGAGGCAGCAGAGGAGGAGGGGGAGGACGUGGAGCCGCUGUGCCGCAGGCUGCUGUUAAAGAAGUGGAAAAUAAAAGCUGACGUGUCUUUGGAAAAUGACCAUAUAGAGUUAUUUUUUUUUGAAACGUGUAUGAGCGCAAGACUUUUUUGAGUUGGAUUGAAUGUACAGACUGUGCAAGGGUGUGAUCCAGUGUUGUAAAUCGUACUUGACUGUAGGACAUGUGGCAUCUUGUAAUUUCAUUUUUUUUUUAUUACUAAAAAUCAUUAAUUUCAUAACUAUUAUGAAAGCAUGAGAAAGAACCCCGACUUGUUAAAACAUUCUGCAGGUUUAUGUGAAAAAUUUAUUAAGAUUUAAUCAGUGUGUCAUUUUCUAAAGUGAAGAUAAAUUCAUUUUAAAAUCA
This is a messenger RNA of Seriola dumerili (greater amberjack), 2185 nucleotides long. RefSeq names its product nucleolin-like. NCBI's taxonomy places the organism in Eukaryota, Metazoa, Chordata, Actinopteri, Carangiformes, Carangidae. The coding region runs from base 87 to 1865 and encodes 592 amino acids. Gene Ontology annotation, molecular function: RNA binding. The transcript is spliced from 15 exons. The record is from RefSeq and is a predicted model, not a curated record.